CAUAAAAUUAUAUUAAAAUUUUAUAUGGAAGUGAAAAUAUUUCAUAUUUACCAACAAAAUUAAUCCAAUACAUGUAUACGUGGCUAUAACCUGCAAGAAAAUUGACGAUUUAGAUGAAGAAAGGAUUUUUCUCAUGACAUUCAGUAUACUUAAUCGUUUUCUAAGAAAGUAUGAAUGACUUUGAGGAUUGUAGAGAUGUGGAAUUUCAAAGAGCUUUUGAGGAUGAACUUUAUAAGGACACUUUUUCUCUUGGAAGUGAUGAAAACAUUGACAGUGAUGUGGAAGCAGAGCUGUAUCAAAAUGUACAUUUUGCCUCUUCAUUGGUGGAAAAAAAUAAUGAUGAAGAUAUCAAAGAAGUUGAAUUCAUCUUUACAAAUGACAAUCAAAAGAAUGAGCAUGCCAAUAAACUGUGUUUUGAUGUUCCUGAUUUACUGAAUGCAAAGGAAAGAAAUAAUGUUAAAACUAAAUAUUCAUCAAACAGUGAAGAGUGGAAGAUUUUAGAUAUUGAUUUGAUUCCGUUUCGUACAAAGAAGCAUACCUACGUCCGUUUUUUCAAUUGGAAUAAAAAAACUCACAGGACAUUGGAAGUCACUCAGUCAAAAAAAGAAAUCGUGUGUUGGCUGUGCGGGGAGACUGGACACCACGUAAAGGCAUGUAAUAAGGAUGUAUGCUAUAACUGCCGGAAGCCUGGACAUAAAAUUAAAAAAUGUCCUAGACCUCGUAGGAAUGGCCAUAGCACUUGCAAUAGAUGUCAUGCAUUUGGUCAUUUUGAAGACUUUUGUCCAGAUCGUUGGCGACAGUAUCACUACACUAUUGCUCAAGGAGAAAUGGUUCGUGCAAGUGGAAAUCCCCUCAAACAUAACAACAUUUUCUGUUAUAAUUGUGGAGAAGAGGGUCAUCUUGGUCACGAGUGCAUUGAAGGAAAAAAGGGGUUCACUGAUUCGUCCUAUCCAUAUGUUGUUAAAUAUGAUCAAUUUACAAGUAAGUUCGUUUCAAGAAAUGUAAACAGAAACAGCAACGAAAUAGAAAUGCAGUUAAAAAAUACGCCGAUAAGAAAAUCGAAGACAAACAAGAAAUUUGUUUUGGAACGAAAUGAUGAAACGAAACAUUCUCCCCAAAGAAAUAAAAGUAAAUUUAUUGAAACGAUAAUGAUUGUGGACGACGAUGAAGAUGCUAGCAAUAAAAUGAAUGCUUGUAACGAUAGAGAUUUUGGUCUCCUGAACGGAAGAAAUAAUAAGAAACGAAAGAGGAAUGAUUUGGUUACCUUUGCUGAAGAUGAAUUGUUGUUUGCUAACAAGAAAAAAGGCGCGAAAAAAAUGUGUAAAAGUAACACAGAAACUCACCAUGAAAACUUGACGGAGACUCAUUCUUUUGUGGCGAAGAGCUUAAGCUCAAGUGAAAAGGCUGAAAUAAAGCGAAGGAUUAAAAACGAUGCAAUCAAGGGAAAAAUUGUUGUUGUUACAGAAGAAUCAGAGAAGAAACUGCGGCGUAGAACAAAAGCAAAAAAAAGAAAAGAUAAACAUAAAGUUUAUGUCAACUUCAAUGGAUUUUUGUGAAAAAAAGAAUUUUUCAUGGCUAUUGCUGUAAAAUAUAUUUUCAUCAUAUUUC
Xenia sp. Carnegie-2017 is the source of this 1608-nucleotide messenger RNA. Its product is annotated as zinc finger CCHC domain-containing protein 7-like. Bases 171 to 1556 code for a protein of 461 amino acids. Lineage: Eukaryota; Metazoa; Cnidaria; Anthozoa; Malacalcyonacea; Xeniidae. The record is from RefSeq and is a predicted model, not a curated record. The transcript has 13 exons. Gene Ontology annotation, molecular function: zinc ion binding; nucleic acid binding.